This is a messenger RNA of Dermacentor andersoni, 3787 nucleotides long. RefSeq lists its product as uncharacterized. Gene Ontology annotation, cellular component: extracellular matrix. Lineage: Eukaryota; Metazoa; Arthropoda; Arachnida; Ixodida; Ixodidae. Gene Ontology annotation, molecular function: protein binding. The record is from RefSeq and is a predicted model, not a curated record.
CAACCUCCUCGCCCCAAGCGCCGCAAGAUCGGACGGACAUGUUGGCACUCCGCGCGCACGCAGUGCAGGCGAAGCGCAUGCGAAGCGAGGGCGGUCGCGGGACCUCUGGCCGCUUCGGCGCGUUUGGAAACGAUGCUCUUGGCGCACAGUCGCGUCGCCAGUAGUUAACGAUGAUCCGCAGUCGGUCGACGGUGCGAGGAAAGCGGCCCAGGCUAAAGGGAGCGGCAGUCCUCGUUGACCCCGUGACGGUGUGAAAAACAAUGCAAGUAAGGCUUCCACCGGGUGGCGUUGCACUGUACGUCUGCCUUUCGGUGCUCGCUUGUGGACUGGCGCACGCGGAUGCUGGCUCAGGCGACAGCACCGUCGGCCAAGAUGGCGCGCUCGACUGUCCUGAAAUGUGCAAGUGCCGCUCAACAGAUUCUUCAGGAGCGCAACGUGUCAUCUGCGUGGGACAGCUGCGCAGAGCUGUGCCGAAAGACCUCCCACCUCGGGUUGCAUCACUCGAUCUCUCACGGAACAAGAUCAGAAGAAUUAACUCAAGCGAGCUGAGUCCUGUAAACUAUACACAUGCAAGUUACCUGAGACACCUCAAUCUGCACCAGAAUCUUAUACAAGAAAUAAACGUUAAUAGCUUUCAAACGCUAGUCUCUCUACAAGAGCUGGAUGUAAGUGACAAUGUAAUUUAUGCCAUCCAUGUAAAUAGUUUUGAUGCUCUUGAAGCUCUUACUGUGUUAAACCUUUCUGGAAACCAUCUGGACCAACUCAAACAUGAAUGGUUCCAAGGACUUUCCAACUUGACUGUGCUCGACCUUUCGCACAACAAGAUCCAAGCAUUGAACAAUGUAGUGUUCUGGUCACUCCACCAUCUGGUGCACUUGCAUGUGGAUUACAACAGAAUCAGUUCUGUGGGGCUCUUAAGCCUGAAGGGUCUUGACUCUCUCCAGUAUCUUAAUGUUAGCCACAAUAACAUUAUGACCAUACAAACUGGCACACUGCGACCAACGCCAAAUCUGGACGUACUGGACAUGAGCUACAACCCAAUCACAAGCCUUUAUGAACCAUUUAAGCAUGGGCAUAACAUUCGCAAACUACAUGCAUCUCACCUAUACAAUCUUUCUCACUUGUCAAAGGCAGUCUUUACAGACUUGGAUAGUGCAGAAGAAGUGUUUAUGAACAACUGCCCUGCCCUAGAGACAGUGCAGAGCGAUGCUUUCUCGCCACUGAAAGCUGUUCGCAAGCUGGACUUGCGUUUCAACAACUUUACCACUCUUCCAUCUGGAUUGUUUGACCAGCUGCUACAAAUAGAACGGGUUCGUCUCAAUGGCAAUCCAUGGUUCUGCGACUGCCGCCUUCACUGGCUGCUACUGUGGCUACGUGACAAUGUGCGGGCCCACAUCUUGUCACCGUCAAACACCCUUUGUGCCAAGCCAUCAAACCUUACUGACAUCACAGUGCUUGAUGCUGUGGACAAGCACAUGGUAUGCCGCAAGGCUACAGUGAUUGAGCACACAACCCAAGCACAUUUUAGGCUGUUUACAUCAGCUGUGCUCUCAUGCCGCGUUGAUGGAAGCCCUGCUCCUUCAAUAACCUGGACCACACCACACAAGCACCGCUUCAACUGGACAGCGGAAUAUGGCGCAUCUGUUGGAAAUUCUUCUCUCAAUGGACGCGUGGACAGGGGCGACUGCCCGAAGUUUGUGCUCCUUCAGAAUGGCGACUUGUUUGUGCGUGAGGUCCAACGUGGUGACAGUGGUCAUUACCGGUGCACAGCCACCAAUGUGCUAGGCCACCAGACGGUCGCCAUAAGACUCACCCUAGACUAUGACUUUCUGGUGAAUGUCAAAAUAGUGAGUGUGCUUGUGGGGUGUGCUACAGCAUUUUGUUUCGUGCUUAUCACAAUGGUGGUCAUGGUAGUCAGUGCCAUAUUACGGAGAUUUGGGGUGGAGUGUCCGUGCUGCAUGAUGGGAGAGUCGCCACGCGCACGACAGCUUUAUCGCAUGCUCGAAAGUCUUGAGCACUACCGAUGCCAGCAGCUGGAGCGGCUUCGAGACAACUAUGCCUGUCAAGUGCUUAGGAUCAAGGAGAACUGUACCCAGCAGAUGGAGAAGAUAAGGGAAAGUUACACUGGCCAGACAGAUCGACUGAGGGACAUCUGUGACUAUGGCACUGCACAAAUCACGAACAUGAGGGAUAACUACUAUUCACAGAAAGAAAGGACAGUCAGUGAAUGUCAUUCCUCGCAUUGGCAGCAAGUUCAACAAAACGUGGCAUUCCCUCUGCAGCCCAUGGGUUGGUGAAGUGUUACACUACAUCCUGCAAUGUAGUAAUAUCCUGUGAACAUCGCUGAAGACAGUACAGUGGGACCUCAUUUAUUUUGACUCCAAGGAGACUGGAACAUUAUUCAAAUAAAACAGAGUUCGAACGGAGAAGAGUCCCUUUACUUUAAUUAUUGUGCUUGACAAUUCACAUGGUAGAGCACGCAAUACAGUCGCUGACCAACAAUUUGAAAUCAGUGGAGGCUGUCUUUAAAAGCCAGAAUAAAUAGAGUCCGAAAUAUCAAACUCACCAGAAAACAAGUGUUUAUUUCACAAGCGUCCAGAAAAGCUGGCCAACGUGUUACUGCACGAAUGCUUGCAUGUGACCUGGCCACUGUUGUUUGACCACAGCCAUGGCAUUCACUACAGACAAACGAAAGUUCAGCCGCCAAAUGCAGAAAAUUUCCAUCCCACGCAACUUAAAUAGAAGCUGAUCAUGAUCCAAUUGCCGUAUGACCACAGGUUUCUUCGAAACAGUCAUUGCCGGGCAGUUUACUCACUUAAUCGCUGCCCUAUUCAACGGAGACAUUGAGGGUGAAGUUGGCACAGUCUGAAGCUACCUGAUGAUUGCGGGUAUCUAAAAUUCCUAACAGCAGUCAUAGAUGUCGCCGAAGACUGUCGCAACAUAACAUGCGAGGGGACAAAUCUGGACAUGUGGAACUCAUGUGAUAAAAUGCAAAUGCACUCCUUCAAUCAGCAGCUUAAGAAAUUCAAGUGGUCAAACUGCUCUAAAUUUUUAGAUUUCCCGAUUUAUUUUGUUUCGCAAUGCUCGGACCUUAAUUUACCUCCUGGUGAAAUACAUAUAACAAAAUGCGUGGCAGUCGAGAAAACAGCACUUUCCUAGAGUGCUGUCACUAAAUAUUGUAGGGGGGGGGGAAGAAAAAAAGGGGGGGGGGGGCUUCGGUAGGCACUGUUGUGCCAUUACCUCCAGCCCGGAUUCCGAAUCUGCAAGAUGCAAAAUUAUCCUUCGAGCGCCCGAAUUCUCCCUUGAAAAGUCAAGAUGCUGAGCCGUCAGGCAGCGGUGUCCUGCGAGAGAAGCAUCGGCGAGCCACUUUGUUCGGACGUGUCGCCAAGUGCCAGACAGCCCAGCGCCGUAGACACCCACUAGGUGACCUCCGGCCCUUGCCUGAAGGUCACCGCGCCCGCCACAAUUGAACCAGGUGGCCAGCGCGGUCGCUGGUUGGACCUCUCGGACGACCGUCGAGUGCUCGCUUUAUAUUGGGCCGUUUGGGUGACAAUGGUUUUGGGGGCUUAUAAGCAGAGGCGCGCCGCCUGAAAAACCGGAUCCGCCGACCCACCGGGAGCCAGUGCCGCUCUCGACUGGAGCGAGAUGUGUCACGCAUUUUCGCCGGACGUUGCCGUGCGGGAACAGUCGCGUUUGCUGUGAGCUCUCGGCCCCAGUGUCGAUCCCUUCAUGUCCUGUAUAAUGACCUGUAUAUAGUGUAUAAAGUCCCUUUUGUUAUUCUCAUCGA